Messenger RNA from Carassius auratus (goldfish), 651 nucleotides. RefSeq names its product cystatin-F-like. The record is from RefSeq and is a predicted model, not a curated record. Gene Ontology annotation, molecular function: cysteine-type endopeptidase inhibitor activity. The transcript is spliced from 4 exons. Gene Ontology annotation, biological process: immune response; negative regulation of microglial cell activation; positive regulation of myelination. Bases 193 to 639 code for a protein of 148 amino acids. NCBI's taxonomy places the organism in Eukaryota, Metazoa, Chordata, Actinopteri, Cypriniformes, Cyprinidae. Gene Ontology annotation, cellular component: endoplasmic reticulum; Golgi apparatus; lysosome.
CAGCAGUAAUUAUCAGUCAAUUGACUUCACCUGUGUUCCUGUGUAAAAGGCCUUUGAGAGUCCACGUAGGAAACAAUACUGCUGACCAAUGGGAAAUGUGCCUUCCCUCUAGAGGACUGCAGCACACAGUUGGUGGUUGAAGUGUUGCUGAACAGGAAGUUGCUGAGUAGAAUUGAGAGAACUUCAACAGACAUGAGGGUCUCUUAUCAGGCUCUAGUCUUGCUUUUCUUAGCAGGAUUAUGCUCACUCGAGAAAGUUCCAGUCCAUGCAUUUGUCAGCAAACCAAUCCCAGGAACUCUACAGAACGUCAGCAAGAAUGACACUGGGGUGAAGGAGGCCGUCCUGACUGGAACCUACUCAUUUAAUAAUAAAUCCAACGAUGCCUUCCUCUUCAAAGCAUCAGCUGUUGAUGAUGCGAAGAGACAGAUAGUCAAAGGCAUCCGCUACAUUCUGGAAGUGGAGAUCACACGGACCGUGUGCAGGAAGAGGGGCAACACUGAUGACCUCAACAACUGUCCCUUCCAGACAGACAGUCGGUUACGGCAGACCUUCUUCUGUCACUUUGACGUGUGGUCCGUUCCAUGGAUGAACAUGAUGUCAACUACAUAUUUUAAAUGUCAUUCCGAUUACACAUUCUGAAAUCCUUUUCAU